This is a messenger RNA of Paramisgurnus dabryanus, 5323 nucleotides long. It is a transcript of the gene vav2, whose product is annotated as vav 2 guanine nucleotide exchange factor. The record is from RefSeq and is a predicted model, not a curated record. NCBI's taxonomy places the organism in Eukaryota, Metazoa, Chordata, Actinopteri, Cypriniformes, Cobitidae. Gene Ontology annotation, biological process: regulation of GTPase activity; cell migration; intracellular signal transduction. Gene Ontology annotation, cellular component: cytoplasm. Gene Ontology annotation, molecular function: protein binding; guanyl-nucleotide exchange factor activity.
CCUGCUGGUGCUGCUGAGUAGAGCGCGCGCUCACGCCUGCUGCCCGCACGCGCUCACUCACUCACUCGCGGCUCACGAAAGCGGAGAAAUCAAAACAGUCCGGCCGUCGACGCGGAGGAGAACUACAAAACAACCGAUAAAACCGUCACUGCCCAGUGGAUGAAUGUCUGGCGCUGAGCCCUCAAAGCGUUUCUCUUUCAGCAGGAGCGACAGGAACGGAGAAAACAACAGUUUUCGCGUUAAACCUACCAGAGUUUGUGCGGGGAACGAUACUGUGUUUCACAGAGCGUUGUAACGUUUCUCUUAAGAACUUUUAAAACAAGUUUGGCCGUCUGCGGAUGAUUUUAGAGUUUGAGAGGUCGUUAUUUUGAACGCAUCCCGCCCGGUGCGCGAGCGCUUAAUAGGAGAUACCUCAAGGAAACAAAACAUGGAGUUAUUCUUCAGUUAGACCCUGUAACUUCAACAAACCGCCUGGGGUCGUGUUUAGCAGCUGUUUUGAAGUCAUUUCAGUAUUUUUUGUACAGAGAAAUAUCUGAUUUACUUCCGAGAGGGUCAGUUUUUGCUGUGACAGGACGCGUUUGCACAGCCAAAUAUAUCAGUCCAUGAUGAAGAAGAGGAAACUGAACUGAAUCUCUGAGGGGAAAACGCAUCCAAAUGUUAUUUUACACCUAGAUAUGAUAUUUCAGUAAUGUUUUCUUCAGUGUUAUUUCAUAUUUCGUCACACAGACUGCGCAAUUAUAAAAUGUAUGCCGCUCUUAAAACAGAUGCAGUUCGGUUGUAAACCUUAGACCAACGGGAUUUAACCUGGAAUUAAGAAAAGUUUAUUAUUGCGGAAAUAUUCUCAUAUAAUCCACAUCAGAAGUGCCCUUUGGACUGCAGAGGGGAAUUGUGAUCAUUUACUUCACUGAUAGUUUUUACAUUGGCACGUCUGUUACUACCAGUUUUCUAGUUUAUUUGCCAUUAUUCCGUUUCAUCUCUGUCGAUAUGGAGGAGUGGAGGCAGUGCGGGCGCUGGUUAAUAGACUGCAAGGUUUUGCCCCCUAACCACCGGGUCGUUUGGCCCUCAGCUGUGGUAUUCGACCUAGCCCAGGCGCUAAGAGAUGGGGUGCUAUUAUGCCAGAUGCUGCACAACCUGUCCCCUGGAUCCGUGGACCUAAAGCAGAUCAAUUUCAGGCCUCAGAUGUCACAGUUUCUGUGUCUGAAGAACAUCCGAACAUUCCUGAAAGUGUGCCACGAUAAGUUCGGUUUGAGGAAUAGCGAGCUGUUUGAUCCCUUUGACCUGUUUGACGUAAGGGACUUUGGAAAGGUGAUCUCUGCACUCUCCAGAAUCUCCCAGCACAGCAUUGCACAGAUCAAAGGCAUCAGGCCCUUUCCAGCAGAGGACACAGCACUGAAUGAAGAUGAUGUGUACCGGAGCUUGGAAGAGUUGGCAGACGAGCAUGACGUGGGAGAGGAUGACAUUUACGACUGCGUACCCUGCGAUGACGACGGGGACGACAUCUACGAGGAUAUCAUCAAGGUGGAGGUUAGACAGCCCAUGAAAAUGGGCAUGACAGAGGAUGACAAGAGGAACUGCUGCUUGGUGGAGAUUCAAGAGACCGAAGCUAAGUACUACAAGACACUGGAGGACAUUGAUAAGAAUUACAUGAUCCCCCUGAAGCAAGUGUUAACUCCACAGGAGAUGGAGGCCAUAUUUGUGAAUUUAGAGGAUAUCAUCAAGGUCCACUUUGCUCUGCUGAGGGCCAUUGACAUGACCAUGGUGAGCGGUGGCAACGGCCUGGGAAAGACCUUCCUGGACUUCAAGGAGAGACUGCUGAUUUAUGGCCAGUACUGCAGUCAUAUGGAGAACGCUCAGAAGACACUGGAAGAGCUGAUUGUUACACGAGAAGAUGUCAAGUGUAAAGUGGAGGAGUGCACUAUGAAGGUCCAGGAGGGCAAGUUCAAGUUACAGGAUCUCUUGGUGGUUCCUAUGCAGAGAGUUCUCAAAUAUCAUCUUCUGCUUAAGGAGUUAGUGAGUCAUUCGAUGGAUCGGCCAGAGAGACAACAGCUUAAAGAUGCACUGGAGGCCAUGCAGGACCUGGCCAUGUACAUCAAUGAGGUGAAAAGAGACAACGAAACGUUAAAGAAAAUAAGUGAAUUUCAGAGCUCAAUAGAAAAUCUGCAGGUCAAGCUGGAGGAAUACGGUAGGCCAAAGAUAGAUGGAGAGCUGAAGGUGUCUUCAAUAGUUAACCGGACCAAACAAGACAGAUACAUCUUCCUGUUUGAUAAAGUUGUGAUUGUGUGCAAGAGGAAAGGCUAUAACUAUGAGCUAAAGGAGAUCAUUGAACUUCACCUCUACAAGAUGUCUGACGAUCCCAUGAAUAACCGAGACAUGAAAAAGUCGAGUGGAAAAAUGUGGUCCUAUGGCUUUUACCUGAUCCACCUGCAGGGGAAACAGGGCUUUCAGUUCUUCUGCAAAACAGAAGACACCAAGCGCAAGUGGAUGGAGCAGUUUGAGAUGGCCAUGUCGAACAUCAAACCAGAAAGAGCCACUGCCAACCAGCACAACUUUCAAAUGCACACGUUUGAAAAGAACACCAAUUGUAGAGCCUGCAAAAAGUUGUUGAGAGGUAUUUUCUACCAGGGUUACUACUGUUCACGCUGUGGAGCUGGUGUCCAUAAAGAGUGUCUUGAGCUCAUUACAAUCUGCAAAAUAAGUCCUCAAGAUUCGGAGCCGGGACUUCCACAAUCAGGUCCAAAAAUGGUUGCCGUUAGAAAUUACCAUGGUACCCCUGCCCCACCAGGAAAAGUGCCACUGUGUUUCCAGACAGGAGAGGUCAUUGAGCUCCUGAAGGGAGAUCCAGACACGUCGUGGUGGGAGGGCAAGGUCAUCCUUACCCAAAAGACCGGCUUCUUUCCCAGUUCUAGUGUGAAACCAUGUCUAGACCCUAAGCCUUUUCAGACAUUUUCCAGUCGUCAGUCAUCCAGAGAGACAGAUUACUACGUUUAUCCCUGGUUCGCUGGAAACAUGGAGAGACAGCAGGCCGACAACCUUCUCAAGUCUCACACCAGCGGCACUUAUCUGAUCCGAGAGAGGACGGCAGAGGCAGAGAGAUUCGCCAUCAGUAUCAAGUUUAAUGAUGAAGUAAAGCACAUUAAGGUUAUUGAGAAAGACAACUGGAUUCACAUCACAGAGGCGAAGAAAUUUGAAAGUCUGCUGGAGCUUGUAGAGUAUUAUCAGUCUCACUCAUUGAAAGAGAGCUUUAAGCUCCUGGAUACAACCUUACGGUACCCUUACAAAUCUCGGGAACGAUCGAGCUGUCGUACCAAUACCCGCUCACCAGCAGCCUCCUGUGCUUCCUACAACUUCUCGUUCCUCAGUCCUCAGGGCCUCAACUUCUCCUCUCAAAGCUCUGCUCCCUUUUGGUCAGUGUUCACACCCAGGGUGGUCAGCACAGCUGUGGCGCGAUACAACUUUGCUGCUCGAGACAUGAGAGAGCUGUCCCUGCGAGAAGGAGACAUCGUCAAGAUCUACAGCAAAAUCGGUGGUGACCAGGGCUGGUGGAAAGGAGAGGCCAAUGGAAGGAUUGGGUGGUUUCCCUCUACGUAUGUCGAUGAAGAAGGGGUACAGUGAAGUUCUGGGGUCUGAGAUCAUCCAAUCAGAUUGCGUUCUGAUCCGCAUCCCUCUGGGAGGACCCUCUGGUUUCCAUUGAAACACCUUGUGGAAGACUUUUAGCUGAAAACAAAUUUUACAACGAGUAUUUGUACUUCUGUCCCUAUCGUCGUGUACAAAUACGCUUUUUUCCUUUCUUAAAACGUCUGCGUGAUCUCUGUGAAGUCUGGUCGUUCUCGGUGUCAGAUGGGGUUAGGCAGGAAAAGCUGUGAACAGAGCAAAACUUUGCCUUGAACUGGCCAAUGGGAUUAGCAUGGCUUUAAGAUGUACAGUGAUACCUGUAAUGUGUGCUCUCGGCCACUGGGGUAUAUCAGGGUGUGGGGAUAUAAUUAUAAAAAUAAAUGUAUAAUUUAUUAAAGAGAAAUAUCUAUGAUUUUAUUGCAAUGUUGAACGUUUGUUCAGCAGCAGCAGCAGCAGUGCAAAAUAAUAUACAAGAGCAGAAAAUUGCACUUUGCAUUUCUUUACAGAAAGAAUUUGCCUUAGUAAUUGGUGUAAUGCCUUUAAAGGUGGAGGUAAAGAGAUGAAGCUCAGAUUUGUCUUGCACAUACACACUCACACUCGUUUAUCUGCCCUGUCCAAAAAUACGGUGCCUUUACAUGUCUUCUUCACUCUCAAGAGUCUGUUUUAUGUAUAGCUGCAGUAUUGUCACCCGGUUUUGCAGCACCGCAGUCUCACAGCCCUGGGAAAGGCUGGCAAAACAUCAGACGAGACAUCUAUCAGACCUGAUCGGAUUCAACGAAAGAUAAAAAUGCCAUCUGAACGCAUCUAGCCAUUGUGACAACUUUGCAAAAGAUGACUGUCAUGGAUGUCUAUACAUAUAAAAAAGAGAUGCAAGCAUAAUCACAUCUUCCCAUUCAAAAAGGAUGCAAACAUGCAAUGGAGUAUCAGAAAAGAGAUUCUGUGAUUCAUUUCCAGGAUGUUAUUCUGUGCACUGAUGUCCAUGAAAGCCCAGAGGUUUCUGUGAGAUGUCUUGUCCCAUACACUUUACCACGCCAAACUCAACUUUUCUCAUCUGCAGCCUGCCACAUGACAGUAUCUUGCCUUACUGACUGACUGGUGGUCGCUUGGUGCUACAGAGCAACAUACUUUAUUGAAUUCCCUGAGUUUGGGCGUGAUCGUCACUGCUGAAGAACCUCAGCCAUCAAGUGCACUUUAUCUGUCCAGAGACACCACACCGCAGACCUGGACUGUACAUGUACAUUUAAAUGUAAUAUUAUUUAAAGAUAAGAGAUGUCCUUAUUUUUACCUCUGGGAGAAAAACCUUGACACAAUGAGCAUCGUCCUUACAUUACCUGUAACUCCUGUAAGUGCAUGGAUGUGUCUGUCACAGCGUAUUUUCAGAAACACCUCUUGCUGUUGCCGCCUAUCAUAAAAUUGACGCUGUAAAGUGAACGGAGAGUGUCUGACUCGUAUGAGAUACGACAAUGUUUUAGGCUCUAGGCUUGAGUACAGCUGUCCAUAGUGAUGGAGGGGUGCGGCUCAGGUCAAGAUAGCACUGGCUUAGGGGAUUUACUGCCUGUUUGUGUAGUGGAUGAAAACCCAUUGCAUGUGGUGAUGGAUAAUACAACUGCUGUCCGUGGAUCCUGAAAAAGAUUUAAAAACAUGGAGUUGUGUACAUUUUGAAUGGUCAGUAAUUUACAAAUCUGAAGUCUAUCAUGAAAUAAAUAUUUCU